AUGCCUCACAGAUGCACAAAUCUCAAAUUAUUACUUUUGAUUCCUUUGAACAUACCAACAAUAAAGAUUUCACUGCCACAAGAUAUAGCCUUUGUUGUUAAUAAACAUAAUCCUAAAAUUCAUGGUUUUGCGCAUGACAAAAAACAUUCAAAUAUUGAUUUGAAAGUUUUAAGGUUGGAAAAAAAUAGAAAGAAGGGUGGUGCUGUUACUCAGGGUGUGUUAUCAGCCAGUGGUAAAUAUGUUUUAUUUGCUGAUGCAGAUGGAGCAACAAAAUUUUCUGAUUUAGAAAUUUUGGAGAAAGGAACAAAGAAAAUUGUGAACGAUGAUGGUUUUGGUGUUGGUGUUGGUUCUAGAUCUCACCUAGUAAAUACUGAUGCCGUAGUAACG
This is a messenger RNA of Entrophospora sp. SA101, 387 nucleotides long. The record is from the annotation of a GenBank genome assembly. NCBI's taxonomy places the organism in Eukaryota, Fungi, Glomeromycota, Glomeromycetes, Entrophosporales, Entrophosporaceae.